Molecule: messenger RNA, 1556 nt
Organism: Selaginella moellendorffii
Lineage: Eukaryota; Viridiplantae; Streptophyta; Lycopodiopsida; Selaginellales; Selaginellaceae
Exons: 6
Coding region: 584-1351 (255 amino acids)
Biological process (GO): alpha-tubulin acetylation
Cellular component (GO): microtubule
Molecular function (GO): tubulin N-acetyltransferase activity
Source: RefSeq, a predicted model, not a curated record
UUGUACCAUAGCUUGCGCGAAAGCUACUUCUAUAAUUUGCCGGACUGCGCGAUUACCUGCAAAGUUGUUUGGGAUGACGAUGAGAGCUUCUAGGGCUCUCCACGCGACGUGUUUCGUCCCUGCUAUCAUGGAACAAACUGGAACUUAAAGAGGUGAUCCUGGCAUGGAGGCACAGAACUGCAUCGCUUGUUUAAAGAGUGGACCGCAAGGAGCUAGAGUCACGAUUUGGGACGGCCAAAAGCUUGGUCGCUUGAAUCCUGCCGAGAAGGAAGAUAUGAGAAGAGUGAUCGACGAUAUGGGAAGGCUGUCAGCGCAGGCACAGAAGUUGAAAGUUCCCAUCACAGACUACGAGCGCAUUCGUCUGGGUUCGCAGGCUCUAUACCUCCUCACGAGCAGCGGGCCGAGCAAAGACGUGAUCCUCGUCAAGGGGCUGCUCAAAGUUGGGCAGAAGAACUUGUUCAUCCGGAAGGAGUGCGGUGCUCUCGUGGAGAUCAAUCCAUUGUGCGUGCUGGAUUUCUAUGUCCACGUUUCGUGCCAAAGGUCAUAGAACAGAAUCGGUCUUGGUCGGCAGAUUUUCGACGCCAUGCUUGUUCAUACGAAGAAACUUGCGUACCAGAUCGGUUACGAUCGACCAUCACAAAAACUUCUCUCGUUCCUCGCUAAGCAUUACAACCUGAAAAGAUUUUAUCCUCAGGCUAAUCAGUUUGUGAUCUACAACGCAUACUUUGACAGUUCAUGUCCGGAUGACAUGAGGGUCCAGAGCCGAGUUUGCGAUUGCAUCCGAGGCAACCAGAAGUCCUGCGCAGUGGCCUUACUCGAUUCUCCAAGAGCCAAGGAGAUAUAUCACGGCCGCCGCGUAAACAAGACACCAGAACCAGACAUAGACAUCGAGCCAGCUCCACUUCCGGUCUCUGCCAAAUACACCGAGAGCUCGAGUGACGACAAGGCCAGGGAUCGUCCCACAACGCCGUCCAUUCCACUCCGGAGGAGAUCGGUGUUGCAAGAGGACGAAGUUAGAGUCGUUCCUUCGGUGACACAGGUAUUCUCCGAGCUCCAAGGCAUGGACAACCAUUACGACUGGAUGACCGGCACGAAGAAACCACUGUUGAAGCCGGCGAGAUCGGUGGCCUGGAAAGGAGUGGAGUUUCCAAGCCAGGAUUUGUCAAGCACGGGGCUGAUGGACCGUGGCAAGCUGAAGUCUAGCAGCGACGUAUAUGAUUCUUUGCGGCUGGGAUCAGCGAAGUCGCCAGUGCCAGAGCGCUUGAGGCGAAGCAAGAGCCCAAAGUCGAGCCACCGAGCACAGCUAUCGGGAUUUGGUGCCGCUGCUGCUUUGGGAUUCAACCAGAGAUGACAAAGAAGAACUGGUUUCAGAGUUCUUUCGUGCUCUCUAGACCCCUAGAUUGAUUUCCAGGUGAGGAAUGUUGUUUCUUGAAUGUUCGUGAUCAUCUGUUUCUUUCAUUCACAGGUAUGAAAGAACGGGUGUUCUGAAUGCCUCGUCAGGAUCCUUUCAGAGUUAACUGUGAUAUAAAUCUAGGCGAUCAAAGGUUCUGUGGGUU